Symbiodinium necroappetens is the source of this 1434-nucleotide messenger RNA. Lineage: Eukaryota; Dinophyceae; Suessiales; Symbiodiniaceae. The record is from the annotation of a GenBank genome assembly.
AUGACUUCCGCAACGGCUGGUGCUCCAAAGCUUCUGCCAGACGUGCCGGAUAUUGGCCAGACUUUUGCCCGUCGCGGCGGCAGCGUGGCUCUGGCGGUCAUUUACAAAAGCUUCCCAGAGAUGUCUGCGAGCCUGCAGCACAAUCUGAAGCUGGCAUUCAGAGCAAGCAUCCACCACUUGGAGUCUGGCUUGGCUGUCGGCUGCAAGCGGGCACCCGACAGUAGAAACUUUGACCGCUUGCUCUGCGCAUACUCCAGCCCCCGGGCGGCCUACGACAUCAUGAAUGAAGCUGAUGCCAUGUAUGCCCAUGCUUUGUUUGCUCUGAAGGAUCGUAAUCUGGGCACGUUGGAAGCAAAUUUCGCAACGAACAUCUGUGAUCUUCUGGACUUCAUACAAGACCAUGGCUGGAGCUUGGCAUCUGACAUAGAGGCAGGAAGGAUUUGGAGCUACGAGAGGCCGGAGGAUCCCGAGACGGAGGCAGCCGAGGCUGCGCUGAAUACAGCUUUGGGAGGUCCAGAUCCAAGCAGAGCAAACGAAGUCCGAGAGCUUCUUGGACGGGCUUUCUCUGUGCCCCUGCUCUGGCCCCGGAUGAAGCUGGUGAUAACAGUCACAGGAGGCAACUUCGAAGCAGCUACGGUGAGGUUGAGACGACUGCUGUGCGGAGUUCCGAUUUACUCGCCGUUCUACGCCUCAACGGAAGGGCUGCUGGGAGUUAACAUUUGUCCUUCCCAAGACGGGGUGCCCGAAUACCUAUUGGAUGCAGGCAGCAUGGUAUUCGAGUUCCUGCAGUUGCGAGAAGCCGGAUCCAACAAUGCCCACGAACACGCAACCCUGCGGGCAUGGGAGGUUGAGGUCGGGCAUGCUUACGAGAUUCUGGUGACAACCCGUGGCGGCCUCUGCCGCUACAGGAUGGGCGAUGUGGUGAGAGUGGUCGGCAAGCUGGGUCAGAUGCCUCUGGUCUCACUGGAGGGUCGUACUGGCAAGUACCUCCCCUUGCCAGAUGGUCAGCUUCCGGACUUCGUCUUCACGCGCUCACUAGCAAAGACGGCUAUAGCAGAAAAGGUUCGUGCAGCCGUACUCCUGCAGCUCCAGGAAAAUGCAUUCUCGCAGCGUUCGCUGCAGCUCUGCAUUGAAGAAGACUUGGGCCAAGAAGUCUCGCAAAGGGAUGUGCUCGAUUGGGAUGCAGCACUGCGAUCAGAAAGCGAAGGCUACACGGCCCUUCGUGAGGCGGGUCGCCUGGGAGUGCCUGUCUUGCACCGCGCACCGAGAGGUGCAUUCCGGCUUGUCCGUCAGCGUUUCGCCAGCUCGAUGUCCACUGCACACGGGCCUCCCGUGAGCCUGAGUCAGGUGAAGAUGCCUCUAGUGUUGCAAGGAAUGUUGGCUCAUGAACUAUCGGCAAUGUCUCACAAAGGGGCCGUUGAGACUGGACGGUGA